AUGGUGAAUCGAAAAUUAGAGAGACUAAUGAACUUUUAUCCUACGGAACACAACCAUGAUAUAAAAUCUUCAAGGGUUGCACUUGAAACGGACAAUUUUAUGCCUCUAAUUCUGGCUGUGAAAACUGAGAAUUACCAUCAAAGCUUAGAGUCUUUUACUGGAUCAGUUAUCAUUUUCAAUACUCAAAAUGUAGAUAAGGAAAUGAUAGUGUCCAAAAGAAGCUCUUACCAAGUAAUUCUUGUGUUGGAGAAAAGGGGAAUUCGAGUUGUUGAAUGUGAUUUAGAUUUACCAGUGGAUAUUAUAUUAAGUUCAGCAGUUUGUUUGGCAUGGUAUGAUAGUACAACCCUUUGCAAAAAAGCAACUUCCGCGACUGAGGAAUCUUCAAGUUUGACUUUAUGUAUCGAUAAUAUUGCAACCGAUGUUCUGCCAUUCCUUGGUUUUUACUUCUGUGGAUGCUUUCUGGUGUUUGAAGUGGAAUUUAACUUUCUUUCAACUAUUAUGGAGUACUCGGAUGGACUUUAUGCAGCAACCGACAAAGCCCCAAAAAUAUGA
This is a messenger RNA of Lathyrus sativus (Indian pea), 552 nucleotides long. NCBI's taxonomy places the organism in Eukaryota, Viridiplantae, Streptophyta, Magnoliopsida, Fabales, Fabaceae. The record is from the annotation of a GenBank genome assembly.